GGCCUAAAGUUUAGGCCGGUGAACAAAGCAGACAGUCAGGGACUCAGGGGACCACAUAAAAACAGAGUUGAUUAUUAUUGUCCUCAAGUUUAAGGCUUUGCUCUGUUGUUUGGAAGCAGCGAAAGAUGGUUUACACUGCUGGAGGGAAGAAGAAAAAUGACAGUGCUUUGGCAGCAGCACUACCCAAGAGGAAAUCAUCAAAAAUGAAGAAGCAACGGGAAAUGCAGGAAGGCUUCAAACGCUUGAAAGAGGAGAUGGAGGAUAUUAGUAAAGAAAUAAGUUCAAGUGUUACUCCGAAAAAGGGCAGUGGCUCAUGGCUUCAGUUUGGGGCAGAAGUGGAAAAGCUUGAAGAGGAAGUGGCAGUGAAGAGGGCAGAGACAAGACUCUUGAGACAGCAGGUAAUGGAAGCAGAAACCAAACUCGAAGCCAGCGAGAAAAAGGCUACUGAACUAAGGAUGCUUAACGCCCUGCUUUUCCUCGAGAAUCAACGUGAGCAGAGUCUUGUUAAUGAUUUGACACGCCGUUUUCUGGGUUGAAAUUCUGCUGUGGAGAAAGAAGAACAAAGAAUAAAAUUUCUAGAGUUGGAUUUGAUUGUCUUAAUAUUUGCCUUUAUGUUAUCUAAUGCCGUCCAAGGUUUUCUAUGGUUUAAUUUUGUUAUGUUCUCCUCUUUCUAGCAACAAUACAUGUAUAGUAUUGAAAUAAAACUCCAAGGCUUCAUUUGGAUUCUACCGGAGCCGCGGUGAGGUGCGAAUAACACUUAAAAGUCCACUUAGCAUUCGUUUGGAUAGUAUCCCUCACGACGGUAACUUUUAGACCUCACUGGAGCUAAAAUAUUAACUGAACUCUUGCUUUUUUCACCGUCACUCUGUUCCA
Molecule: messenger RNA, 873 nt
Organism: Durio zibethinus
Lineage: Eukaryota; Viridiplantae; Streptophyta; Magnoliopsida; Malvales; Malvaceae
Source: RefSeq, a predicted model, not a curated record